GACAAUUUUCAACACAUUGAAUGCCUUUUACAUCCUCAAUAAAUACAAAAUUUAACUGAAAUGUGAAGAGCCUCCAACAAAGAUUUGCAUCACUGCAAAUUCUUACAUCCUUCAACAUUAUUUCCUUCUUUCUUGUGCUCCCAAGCUCCUCCCAUGGAGUCGGACACGAACCCCGGAAAUGACCAAAAUACCCUUCAUCCUUCCAGCAUCAACUUGAAACUAGAAACACUAGAUGAUGACUUCUACAUAGACAAUCUCUUAUCCUCAAAAGGUUACAACCUUCAAGAUUUCCAAAACCAUGUCCAUUUUCCCAUGACAGCUUCGUCGUUCAUUCCAGACAUUGGUGUACAAACCAACGGCUAUGAUCCCUUUGAUCCCUUUUUCCAUGGCUGUACUACGGAUUUUGGUGUAUAUGAUUUCAAGCCGUAUGAUGAGAACUACAGCAUUGGUGCAGCCAUGCAUGAUCUUCAAGGUGGUGGAUUCUUGAACUUUUCAGACAGGAAUGAGUCGUUGAUGGAAAUGGAGAGGGCCUUGAAGUACAAUGAUGCAAGGCCUUUAAGGUUUACUGUUCCUGAUGAGGGCUCCUGUGUGACUGCUGACAACAUAGGCGGUCACAAAGAAGAUGGCAAGAAAAGAAGCAAAAACAGUAACAACAGUGUGACUGCAUCUGCAACGGCGAAAAAGGGUGGUAAGGGCCGGAAGAACCCCAAAGCAGCUAAAGGGCAGUGGACUGCUGAAGAAGACAGAGUCUUAGUCCUUCUGGUGGAGAAAUACGGUGAGAGAAAAUGGUCUAACAUCGCUCAAAUGAUGAAGGGGAGGAUCGGCAAGCAGUGCAGGGAGAGAUGGCACAACCAUCUUAGGCCUAACAUCAAAAAGGAGAUGUGGACGGAGGAGGAAGACAGGAUUUUGAUCGACGUUCAUGCAAAAGUGGGAAACAAAUGGGCAGAAAUCGCGAAAAGCCUGCCUGGAAGGACUGAGAACUCAAUCAAGAACCACUGGAAUGCGACCAAGAGGCGACAGUUCGCCAGGCGGAAAUGCAGAACCAAGUGGCCUAAGCCGAGCUCUGUCCUCCAGAACUACAUCAAGAGCCUUAACUUGGAGAAAACGAGCAAUAGUCGGUCCAAAAAUGUGGAGCCAACUCCGGCUGCUGAUGCAGUGACUGCGCCACAGCAUGCAGAAAUCGAGGUUUUCCCAGAUGACAAUAUGGCGCAAGAAUUUGAGUUUGAUGAUCAGGUUCCUGAGUUCACAUUUGAUGAUGAUGAUGAUGAUCAUUUUGAUGUGGGUUUGCUGCCUGAUAUGCCUCCAUUGAUGCAGUGUGAAGUGAGGAGAGAGGUUGAUUUCUUUGGUGGGAUGGUCUGAGCAUUUGAAAAAGCAAAAUCUUGGAAGAAAUAAUAAUGUACUAGUUUGGUCUUUGAUGGUGUUUUAGGAUGUCUGAGAAUGAAAUCUAAAGUGAGUGGCGAGGAGAGUGAGAUCGUUUAAGGAGUUGAUGUUUGUUGAUGUGUUUGUCUUCUUAUUUUGCAAACUUGUUAUGAUGAAGUUCUUGGAACAAUAUUACAAACUAUCAUGGGUUAAUAAUA
This is a messenger RNA of Sesamum indicum (sesame), 1577 nucleotides long. RefSeq lists its product as uncharacterized. The record is from RefSeq and is a predicted model, not a curated record. Gene Ontology annotation, biological process: regulation of DNA-templated transcription. Gene Ontology annotation, cellular component: nucleus. Gene Ontology annotation, molecular function: RNA polymerase II cis-regulatory region sequence-specific DNA binding; DNA-binding transcription factor activity, RNA polymerase II-specific. NCBI's taxonomy places the organism in Eukaryota, Viridiplantae, Streptophyta, Magnoliopsida, Lamiales, Pedaliaceae.